AUCCAACCACAUCAAGCCAUAUCCUGCCACAUCCACGUUAUGAGGAAACAUCCUGCCACAUCCACGUUAUUAGGAAACAUCCUGCCCCAUCCACGUUAUUAGGAAACAUCCUGCCACAUCCACGUUAUUAGGAAACAUCCUGCCACAUCCAUGUUAUGAGGAAACAUCCUGCCACAUCCACGUUAUUAGGAAGCAUCCUGCCACAUCCAUGUUAUGAGGAAACAUCCUGCCCCAUCCACGUUAUUAGGAAACAUCCUGCCACAUCCAUGUUAUGAGGAAACAUCCUGCCACAUCCACGUUAUUAGGAAGCAUCCUGCCACAUCCAUGUUAUGAGGAAACAUCCUGCCACAUCCACGUUAUUAGGAAGCAUCCUGCCACAUCCAUGUUAUGAGGAAACAUCCUGCCACAUCCACGUUAUUAGGAAGCAUCCUGCCACAUCCACGUUAUUAGGAAACAUCCUGCCCCAUCCACGUUAUUAGGAAGCAUCCUGCCACAUCCACGUUAUUAGGAGGAAGCAUCCUGCCACAUCCACGUUAUUAGGAGGAAACAUCCUUCCCCAUCCACGUUAUUAGGAAACAUCCUGCCACAUCCACGUUGUUAGGAAGCAUCCUGCCACAUCCACUUUAUGUCACAUGAAAAUGCGUGAGGCAAUAAUCUUUAUGAAUGAAAGUUUCCUUCCCCUCCUCCAGUGAGAGCGACCGGGUCAUCCAGGUCAACACCAUCCUCAUGGACAACGUGCCUCAUUCCUUCGCUGUGCAGCAGCUGCGUAAAUGUGGGAAGGUCGCAAAGAUAACAGUGAAGAGACCAAGGAAGGUUUCUCUCCACUCCUUGAAGCAGCCUCCGUCUCCAGACCCGUCUACCCGUUACUAUGACUCUGACGCCCCCUGGCCCCAGGACAACGGGGGCCCCGGGUUCCCCCGCCCCCGUGACCACACCCCCGACAACAAGACCCACCUGGAACCCGAGUAUCACGCGCGCGAUUAUGACCGUAACCGUGGGCGGAGCCGGGGGCGGAGCCAGGAGAGGGCAUCGCCCAGCCCGGAUGGCCGGCGUGACGGGAGCCGGGGGCGGAGCUUGGACCGUGAGCCGAGCGGCCCAGAGAGGCCCCGGUAUCCAGGGGAACGGGGGCGCAGCGGGGAGAGGGGGGGGGGCUAUGGCCGGGGGGACAGCUACGAGCGUGGGGGAGGAGGAGGGGGGAGGUACAGCCCCGACACGCCCAGGAUGGCGAGGGGGAGGAGCCAGGAUCAGGACCCUGAGUCUGGGAGGACCGCGCCCCGCGGCCUGGAGCCUCUGGAGAAACCUCUCAACGUCCUGCUGGUCAAGAACCGCCCCAACGAAGAGUACGGUCUGAGGCUGGGGAGUCAGAUCUUCAUUAAGGAGAUGAGCAGCACCGGCCUGGCUGCCAGGGACGGCAGCCUGCAGGAGGGAGACAUCAUCCUUAAGAUAAACGGCACAGUGACAGAGAACCUGUCCCUGAGCGAUGCGGGCCGGCUGAUCGAGCGAUCCCGGGGGAAGCUGCAGCUGGUGGUGCAGAGAGACCACCGCCAGGUCCUGGUGCGAAUCCCCCCGCUGCUCGACUCCGACUCCGAGCCUGACGAGAUGUCAGAGAUGGAGUCCCUACGCUCCUACUCCCCCGAGACAGACAGGAGGCAGUCUGACCUGUCCUCCCACUCCUCCAACGAGAGAGACCUCACCAGGGAGGAUGGCCAGCGAGGGCCACUCUCUGCACCUGCCUCCCCCUUCAGGGUGCCCCCCACCCCCUCUGCUCAGCUGGACCAAGGGCCUCCACACUCCGACCUGCCCCCAGCUGCUGUAACAACCACUCCUAAGAUCCUGCUGCGGCCCAGCCCUGAAGAUGAGGAGAUUUAUGGGGCUAACACAGUGAUGGUGAGCUUCCAGAAGGGAGACAGUGUGGGUCUGAGGCUGGCAGGAGGGAAUGAUGUGGGGAUCUUCAUCGCUGGCGUCCAGGAGGGCAGCCCUGCUGAGGAGGAGGGCCUCCGCACCGGAGACCAGAUCAUGAAGGUGAACCAGGUGGACUUCAGGGGCGUGGUGAGGGAGGAGGCGGUCCUGUUCCUGCUGGAGAUCCCUAGAGGAGAGAGCGUCACCAUCCUGGCCCAGAGCAAACCAGAGGUGUACAGAGACAUCCUGGUGUCAGGGCGAGGGGACUCCUUCUUCAUCAGGACACACUUUGAGUACGAGAAGGAGGUUCCUCAGAGCCUGGCGUUCCCCCGCGGGGAGGUCUUCAAGGUGCUGGACACGCUGUAUGACGGCAAGCUGGGCAGCUGGCUGGCCAUUCGCAUGGGCAAGGACAACCAGCUGCUGGAGAAGGGCAUCAUCCCCAACAAGAGCAGGGCAGACCAGAUGGCCAGUGUCCAGAGUUCCCAGAGGGGCGGGGUUUCUGACCGGGCAGAUUUCUGGCGUCUGCGGGGUCAGAGGGCGGCAAAGAGGAAGGACCUGAGGAAGAGCAGGGAGGAUGUCAGCGCCGUCACCGUGGCAACGCGCUUCCCCGCCUAUGAGAGGGUGGUGUUGCGAGAAGCUGGUUUCAGGCGUCCUGUUGUGCUGUUUGGACCCAUCGCUGAUGCAGCCAAUGAAAAGCUGGCUACUGAACUGCCGGACCAGUUUGUCAUUGCCAAGACGGAGCCUAAGGACGCUGGCUCAGAGAAAUCCUCCGGGGUGGUGAGACUCAACACCAUCAGACAGAUCAUAGAGCAGGACAAGCACGCUCUGCUGGAUGUGACGCCCAGGGCAGUGGACACUCUGAACUACAGCCAAUGGUACCCCAUCGUGGUGUUCUUCAGCCCAGACAGCCGGCAGGGUGUGAAGACCCUCCGCCAGAGGCUGCUGCCCGCAUCCAGCCGCAGCUCUCGCAAGCUGUACGAGCAGGGAGUCAAGCUGAGGAAGACCUGCAGUCACCUGUUCACUGCCACUAUAGAGCUGAACUCCAGCAAUGAUGCCUGGUACGGCAGUGUGAAAGACUGUAUCAGGCAGCAACAGACUCAGGCAGUCUGGGUGUCUGAGGGCAAGCUGGAGGGGAUGGAGACUGAGCUGGAUCUCCCUGAGGACCGCAUGUCCUACCUGUCGGCCAUGUCAGCUGACUACCUGAGCAUGGACAGCCGGCUGGCAAGCGACUACGACGACACGGCGGAUGAGGGCGGGGCUUACACCGAUAACGAGCUGGACACAGAGCUGGCCGAGCAGGUGUCGGCCAUCAGCCGUUCCUCAGAGCCCGUCCUGGCUGAAGAGAUCCUACGGAGGAGCAGUCCAGAGAUCCAAGGUCGUAUCAGGAGGGUGGGCAGCAGGGAGGUCAUCAGCAACACCAGCCCGCCGCUCACACACACUCCCUCCAAGGUGAAGCUGGUGUUUAGGGACGAUGUGGGUGUCGCCCCUUCUUCGCGGGGGGCGGUCCCUUCUUACGAAGCCCCACCCACCACCCGUUGCUUUGACUCCCACUCCAGAAGCCCCAGCGACCUGGCUCCGCCCCUCCGCUCCGCCUCCACGCUCCUCAAUUCCUUUGGCAAGCCCCGCACCCUGGGGACCCCACCCCCUCCCGUGGCGCUCAAGCCCUCCUUCCGGUCCCAGCAGGACACGCCCCCCGGCGGGCCCCCCGUCCUCACAGCGCCCCCCAGGGGUCUGGAGGACGUGCAGGAUGACCCCUCCCUCACCUCUUUCCUGGGGAAGAUCAAGGCCUUCGAGAAGAUGGACCACUUUGCACGCGCCCAGAGGGUUCUGGAGCUGCAGGAGGCACAGAACGCCAGGUUGGAGAUCUCCCAGAAGCACCCUGACAUCUACGCAGUCCCCCUGAAGACCCCCCGCCUGGAGCAAGGGAGACCCCAGCCUAUAGGGUCCAGCUCUUGUCCUGAGCCACAGGCCCCGCCCUCCAAGGUGUUGUGCUCUGGCAGCCGCUCGUUCUACAGCGAGGAGGAGGAGGAGGAAGAAGAGUACCGCCGCCAGCUGGCAGAGCACACCAAGCGCAGCUACAACCAGCAGUACCAGGAUACGGAACUGUAGGGGCUAGGCAGCACACAGACACUAUGCUGUGCCCUCUUCUGAUUGGCUGGCUCGCUCUUCAGACACACCUCCCUGCGCAUACACUCAUCAUUCCUUGGGCCCUGCCACACCUCCUUACCUGGCCACGCCCCUUAAGCCUGCACCAAUCAGCUGCUGACUUGGAAGCCCUUCCUGCUUUACGUUUCUCAAACUAUCUUGUUUUAUUUUUUUAUAUUUUUGCUUCAAAGAAGUCUAGAACCAAUUGUAGCUGUCCGUGAGGAUAUAACUUCAGUCUUCUGGAACUGUUUUUCUUCCUGUUCUGUCAAGGAUGCGACUGUUCCUGGUCCUCGUUCUAAUUACUGUACGUUCAGCUGAACUGUGUGAACGCAUCAGGAAGCCACUUGUUUUCUUCUUGCCUCUAUGCAAAUCAUUUCAGUUUGUGCAACUGAAAACCUGCCACGAAACUUUGUCUUUGAUCCAUGAAAAACCUUAAACUUCUCUCUCACAUACACACACCUGCGAGUGCUGUCAACUUUUCACUCCCUUCUUUGCUCCUCUCCUUUUUAUAUAUCCCACCUGGCCAGCUCUCUGGAGCUGUUUGAGAAGGUCACCUAUAUUAUAUAUAUUCUAUAUCUACUGUUAAGUGUUUAUAGUCCUCAAACUCUGCAUUCCUUCCUAUAUGAUAAUGCGUGUGUAUACAUACAGUAUCUAUCUAUAUCUAUCUAUAUAUAUAUAUAUAUACACACAGAGAGGUGUUCUAUAUAAUACACUGGAAUUUGUAACAUUUUUUUGAAGUGCCUUUUACUUUAUGAUUACAUGAGGUUUGGGGAAACCAAAACACUUUGAAAUCCUAUCUGGCCCCUACCCCCACUUGUUCCUCCCCUGCCCUCCUCCCCCUCUCUCUCUGUCUCCUUGGAUACCUGCUGCUCUCCAGCUCAGAGGGAACCAGAGACACCAAGACCUUAAUACUGUCCUUAAUACAAUGAGUACUGGUAUCAGUCACUCCACACACACUCACACACACACACACUCUCAGGUGACCCAUCUUGUGGUGUUCCCCAGACACCCCUCUGAUGAGACGUCUCAGGGUGGAGGAACAGCAGAGGGCGGGUGGAGGAACAGCAGUGAGGGGGUGUGUGUGUGAGGUGUGUGUGCGUAAGGUGUGUUUGUGUGUGAGGGAGUGUGUAAGGGUGAUUGAGGGUGUGUGUGUGAAGUGUGUGUGUGUAAGGUGUGUG
Molecule: messenger RNA, 5222 nt
Organism: Osmerus eperlanus (European smelt)
Lineage: Eukaryota; Metazoa; Chordata; Actinopteri; Osmeriformes; Osmeridae
Product: tight junction protein ZO-2-like
Exons: 21
Coding region: 664-4008 (1114 amino acids)
Biological process (GO): cell-cell adhesion; positive regulation of blood-brain barrier permeability; establishment of endothelial intestinal barrier
Cellular component (GO): bicellular tight junction; plasma membrane
Molecular function (GO): cell adhesion molecule binding
Source: RefSeq, a predicted model, not a curated record